Aplosporella prunicola CBS 121167 is the source of this 909-nucleotide messenger RNA. RefSeq lists its product as uncharacterized. NCBI's taxonomy places the organism in Eukaryota, Fungi, Ascomycota, Dothideomycetes, Botryosphaeriales, Aplosporellaceae. The transcript is spliced from 2 exons. The coding region runs from base 259 to 804 and encodes 181 amino acids. The record is from RefSeq and is a predicted model, not a curated record.
AACCGCUCCAUCACUUGAUCAUCGCUUACUAUGGAUCUGUCCAUAUCCGUCACGGAUCUGCUACCAAUUGAUCUCCCGCUCAUGUCUCCGAGCCCUCAUUCUUAUCAGAACGCUCGCCAACAUUGGCGCACCGGCCGAUGUAUUGGGGAGACAAUACCAUAACCAUUGCUCGGCUGACAGGUGGCUGAAUGGUUAAAUAUGUGUAUGAAGCUUGCUCUUUUGCUGUUAUAGGACAGAGCCUGAGGACUGGGGAGGCCUAUGUUUAUUCUCGUAUGCGUUAGACGAAUGAUGCUUCGCAAGUGCACCGAGCCGGACAUACCUGUAUACCUUUCUUUAGCAGCAGAGGAGCGAAGCUUAGAUGAAUGGAACAAGAAAAAUCCGGGGUCUCGCGCAGUCUUUAAUGCGUUGCUGUUUCAGUCAGCAAGAUUGUUCAGAAACAAAAUCGGUUGGCUGGGUAUAAGCUUCACCGCUCCUGGCUGGUGGAAGUCGAGGCAUGUGGAUGGCUCCGCCUUCUUCAUAUUUGGUGUACACGGCAAUCUUCGAAGCCACCUGCAACUUCAAGCAUGCAAGUGCACGCGCCAAGAUCCAAACAAUCCAAUCGUCCUGUCAGCAGCCGCUGACAUCGCUGUUCACGACAGGCUCCGCCUCAAACACCACCAGCACACGCGGCCCAACUGUCCCAUGGGACUUAUCCAAGUGGAGACCCGGUGUAGCGUUGUCCGGUGUAAGAUGUUCGACGAGGCGACACUUGUCGCGUCCUAUCGAGACACUCGAAGCACCGACCUGAACACUUGUUUGGCAUGAUGACGCGGGAGGGCUGAGGCAGCUUGUGUUGUGUGGCGAUCGCUAGGCUGCUGUACGACCGAUGGUUCGAGAAGGGUUUAUACAAGGACGACGCCGGAGGGGCUU